Molecule: messenger RNA, 4198 nt
Organism: Oncorhynchus keta (chum salmon)
Lineage: Eukaryota; Metazoa; Chordata; Actinopteri; Salmoniformes; Salmonidae
Product: protein FAM102B-like
Exons: 11
Coding region: 293-1420 (375 amino acids)
Source: RefSeq, a predicted model, not a curated record
ACAUAAAUUAUGGGUUAUGGCCAAUAGUUAUAGCCAGUAACAACUAGGGGGUAGCUAGGCACUGGAGCGUAAAGUUUUUGAAUUGACCGACGCAGACUGAGCUGUCACAGUCAGCCUGUUUCUUUACCGCCUGCUAUGUUAGGUUACAGUCUGGCAAGUGUGGAAGAAGUCACAGUCAAGAGACUCAAGAAGCUUGAGUUGUGGCUAGCGACCCGACUUAGAUUAUUUACCACAGUUUUCACUAGCUAGCUAGCCUAGUUAGCUACUUUAACCAACGUUAGUUAGGUUAACAAUGUCGUUCAUUAUGACGAAGAAAAAUAAAUUCAAAUUUAAGGUAGAUUUCGAGUUGGACGAACUAUCUUCUGUUCCCUUUGUCAACGGGGUCUUGUUCUGCAAAGUACGGCUCCAAGACGGUGGCUUUACUGAAGAGUCCUCUCGGGAGCAGGUCCAGGCUAACUGUGUGCGCUGGAGGAAGAGGUUCUCCUUCCUGUGUAAGAUGAGUGCCAACGCUGGGACAGGAGUACUGGACCCCUGUGUGUGCCGGGUGUCUGUGCGCAAGGAAAUGAAGGGUGGAAAGACCUUUGCAAAGCUGGGUUUUGCUGACCUGAACCUGUCAGAGUUUGCUGGCUCUGGCAGCACCACGCGGCGAUGUCUACUAGAGGGUUACGAUACCAAGAACACCAGACAGGACAACUCUAUACUCAAGGUCGUCAUCAGCACACAGCUCAUGUCUGGGGACCCCUGCUUUAAAACGCCACCGUCCACAGCCAUGAAACUGGGCAUCCAGCAGGCAGAGGCAGGGUGUCUCUACGAAGACAGGAAGGGAGGGGACACCCACACACCCUGCCUCCCCAUACCAGAGCCCCCAGGGAAGUGUAUGUCUGUUCCUGAUGAGCCGAGAGCAUCUGGCCACUCUAGAACAUCCAGCUAUGCCAGCCAACAGUCCAAAGUGUCAGGCUAUAGCUCAGGUCACUCACGUUCCUCCAGCCUAUCAGAGCUCACACACAAGAGGAACCCCUCAGCAGGCUCCGCCUCCACAGGCAUCGGCAGUAUUCCUGAACCCAGCGUGGACCGGGGGGCUGAGAGGGAGACCCGCUCUACACCUCCUGUCUCUGUCACCUGUUCCUGCUCCCCCGUGCCUGAACACCCCCCACCCCCGCAAAGAGCGUGUCUCAGGCAUCCAGUGAAGCAGAGCUCGGUGGAGUGUCAGCUGAAGAGGGUAGACGCCACACGGGUCGACGCUGACGACAUCGUGGAGAAGAUCCUCCAGAGCCAGGACUUCAGCCAGGGCCUGCUGGACUCCAGCGCUGAGGAGGAGGGGCUCAGGCUGUUUGUUGGUCCUGGUGGAAGCACAGCGCUGGGAAGCCAACACACCAGGGUUGGCGCGGGGCCCUACGAGCAGGUGGUGAUCAGACGCUAGCCCCCUGGGAGUGGAUGUGUCUCAUAAGGUGCCAGAACACCACAGAGUCUGACAGAGGGAAAUAGUUCUCAGCUCUAUGCAGGACAAACAUUUUGUUCCAAUGGGAGUCCAGGUCUGAGGUGUGGAACCUGUGUAAGCCUGCUCCCCUAGUGUUGAAGCCAGGAGGUGACCUGAAGUUCAUGAUUACAACUUGUUCAAUAACUUUCAGAAGAAAGAGGAUAUAUUGAUAUAUAUACACACACUGUGCAGUCAGAAAGUAUUGAGACCCCUUGAUUCUUUCCACAUUUUGUUACAGUCUUAUUCUAAAAUGGAUUUUAUAUAUAUAUAUAUAUAUAUAUAUAUAUAUAUAUAUAUAUAUUGAAUCUACACACAAUACCCCAUAAUGACAAAGCAAAAACAAUUUUUCGACAUUUAUUAAAAGUGGAAAUAUCACAUUUACAUAAGUAUUCAGACCCUUUACUCAGUACUGUGUUGAAGCACAUUUGGCAGCGAUUACAGCCCUGAGUCUUCUUGGGUAUGACGCUACAAGCUUGGCGCUCCUGUAUUUGGGGAGUUUCUCCCAUUUUUCUCUGCAGAUCCUCUCAAGCUCUUUCAGGAUGGAUGGGGAGCAUCGCUGCACAGCUAUUUUCAGCUCUCUCCAGAGAUGUUCGAUCGGGUUAAAGUGUGGGUUCUGGCUGGGCCACUGAAGGAUAUUCAGAUACUUGUCCUAAAGCCACUCCUGCAUUUUUUGGCUGUGUGCUUUGGGUCGCUGUCCUUUUGGAAGGUGGACCUUCGCCCCAGUCUGAGGUCCUGAGCGCUCUGGAGCAGGUUUUCAUCAAGGAUCUCUUUGUACUUUUCUCCGUUAAUCUUUUCCUCGAUCCUGACUAGUCCCUGCCGCUGAAAAACAUCCCCACAGCAUGAUGCUGCCACCAACAUGCGUCACCGUAGGGAUGGUGCAAGGUUUCUUCCAUUCAGGCCAAAGACUUCAAUCUUGGUUUCAUCAGACCGGAGAACCUUGUUUAUCAUGGUCUGAGAGUCCUUUAGGCAAACUCCAAGUGGGUAGACAUGUGCCUUUUACUGAGGAGUGGCUUCCAUCUGGCCACUCUACCAUAAAAGCCUGAUUGGUUGAGUGCUGUAGAGAUGGUUGUCCUUCUGGAAGUUUCUCCCAUCUCCACAGAGGAACUGGAGCUCUUUCAGAGUGACCUUUGGGUUCUUGUUCACCUCCCAAACCUUCUCCCCCGAAGUGGCCAGCUCUAGGAAGAGUCUUGGUGGUUCCAGUCUUCUUCCAUUUAAUAAUGAAGGAGGCCACUGUGUUCUUGGGGACCUUCAAUGCUGCAGAAAUAUUUUGGUACCUUUCCCCAGAUCUGUGCCUCGACACAAUCCUGUUUUCGAGCUCUACGGACAAUUCCUCCGACCUCAUGGCUUGGUUUUUGCUCUGACGUGCACUGUCAACUGUGGAACCUUAUAUAGACAGGUGUGUGCCUUUCCAAAUCAUGAAAAAAAAAAUCAAUUUUAGAAUAAGGCUGCAACGUAACAAAAUGUGGGAAAAGGGAAGGGGUCUGAAUACUUUCCGAAUGCAAUGUAUAUAUUGAGUACUGUUGGAAUUAAACUGUGCAGAGUGGUAUAAUGUUCUCUACCCAGAGAGGCUAGACUUUCAAUUCUGCAGUACUUCUGUUCAAUGAAUACUUCUUGUUAUACAAGUAGGAGAAUGCUCAGCUCUUUCAACAAAAAGGGCUUGUUGUUUUUUAAAAUGUUGUUUUAGUCCUUCCAAAUGGUUCUAGGUUACUCUGGGAGAUAUUUUGUAAGUUACUGUUUUAUUGUUUGGUAUGUUGCUGCUUGAUAUGUUCACUGUGUAAAAUAUGUAGUAUUUCACACACACAGGUGUUUUAACUGACAAAGUGUGGCAAUGAGCUGGUUUCAUUUUCCACAAGGACCUUAAAACUGACUAAAGAACUAUACACAGACAGCUUGCCUGACGUCACCGACCUACAGGUGCCCUAUUCUGUCAAAUGAACAAAGAUGAACUGGCAUAUCUGUUUAGCUAUACAUGGAGGCCCAAGAGGCAAGCACAUCAUUAGCUCAAGAACAUUAUUAAGAUUCUAUGAGCAGAGAAAUUAUAUAAGUGCCAGAUGGGGUUGCCUCUUGGCUCCUUACGAUGAAGUAAUGAAAGGAGGAGAAAGCAAAGGGAAGAGGAGUGUCAACAUCAGAUGGAGGUGAAGAAGAUGUCCCUGUAGCUAUAGAGUAGGGUUAAGGUUUCAAAUCCUCAGGAAAAAUGGUUAUACAGUAAAUGUACUAUGCUCUAUGAUCCCAAAAUGGACAGUUCAGUUCACACUGUGUUGCUUUGAUAUACAAAACUGUAUUGGGAGAGAAGUCUCCUUGGUCAGAAAACGUUAAAUCUUUUCAGAAAGCUUAUUUUCAUACAAAAACAGGCACUCCUAGCAACAACUACUAGUAAGUAGGAGGGAAAAACUGAUUUAGGGACAGUAAACAUGGUUGACGUUUGGAAAGUGGGGCAAGUACAGCUUCACUAAAGAGAAGAUGGAGUCAGUCAAGUACAGCGAUCAAACCAAGAUGUUAAGAGUCCUGCCAACCAUCAACUAUCUGCAAGGCCAAACAUGACAUUUCUAUAAAUGUUUGUCUUGUUCAGUGCUUUGUUGAAAUACUGUUUGUGGGGUUUGUUAUAUCCAUGAUGUAAGUGUUACAUCAUUCAACUUCACAUUCAGACUAGUUCUUGUGAUUGUGUAUGUUAAUACUCUGCAUUUGUCGGUUUUUACUGGUAUGAAUAAAUUAGAGAAAGAA